Suillus discolor is the source of this 265-nucleotide messenger RNA. RefSeq lists its product as uncharacterized. The transcript has 2 exons. Bases 46 to 216 code for a protein of 56 amino acids. The record is from RefSeq and is a predicted model, not a curated record. Lineage: Eukaryota; Fungi; Basidiomycota; Agaricomycetes; Boletales; Suillaceae.
AUAUCACUGCAACGCGGUAUCGACCUCAAAGCACUCGCCGAGAAAAUGGGCCGGUGCUCAGGCGCCGAAGCGCGUGGUAUAUGUACAGAAGCAGGUAUGUACGCGCUGCGGGAGUGGCGACAACAUGUCACGCAGGAAGACUUUGAGUUCGCUAUUGCGAAGGUACUCAAAAAGAACCAGGAGAGUUAUACAUUGGUCAACAAGUUGUUCUCAUGAAUGUAUUGCGCUUGGUAUUUGCAUGAUCCUUUUUCCCAUCCGUGCGGAC